Molecule: messenger RNA, 1280 nt
Organism: Arachis stenosperma
Lineage: Eukaryota; Viridiplantae; Streptophyta; Magnoliopsida; Fabales; Fabaceae
Product: transcription factor bHLH110-like
Exons: 7
Coding region: 20-1123 (367 amino acids)
Biological process (GO): regulation of transcription by RNA polymerase II
Cellular component (GO): nucleus
Molecular function (GO): protein dimerization activity; DNA-binding transcription factor activity, RNA polymerase II-specific; RNA polymerase II cis-regulatory region sequence-specific DNA binding
Source: RefSeq, a predicted model, not a curated record
UAUAACUACUUAUCUUAUUAUGGAAUCUACCAACCAUAAUAAUCUCCUUCAUCAUCAUCAUCAUCAUCUUCAAGACCAACAAAAACCACAUGAUAAUAAUAAUGUUGAGGCUUGUUCUUCAUCUUGCUAUGGUGUUGGAAGCAGCCAUUCUUGGAGCUCACCAAAUACAACUAUGGAUGGUGAUGAUAACUUGAAGAUCCAAGAUUAUUUAGGUUACAAUAAUAAUGAAGAGAACAAAGAUAUGAUGAUGAGUAAUGGGAGGCUCUUAAUGAAGAACCUUUCUCAAGAAGAGCAAUAUUACUCCACUUCUUCCACUAAUGCACAAAGUCAUUAUCAUAAUUAUAUUGGUGGUAAUAAUAAUAAUAUUAAUAAGGCCUAUAUUAGUAUCUAUCCAACCAUAAAUGUCUCAAAUUUGAACCACCCAUCAGCAGAAAUUUCUUCAAGCAUAAUGCAUCAUCAUCAGCCCUUAGAUCUAUUAACCUCAACAACAACAACAACAUCAUCUUCAAAGGAUCAUCAUCAUCAUCAUGGUCUUAAUGGUCAAUUAUUUACAGAAAACCUUUUCCAUAAUAUUAUUGGUCUUGAUGAUCAUCAUAUGCAGCACUCCACUACUAGUAUUCCAUCACAACACUUCACCAAUAAUAAUAAUGGCAUGAUGGUAGAAACAAAAAGAUCUUCAAGCACUUUGAUGGAGUCAUCAAAUGCAUCGAAGAAAUCAAGACCCCAAUCAUCACGCUCUUCAUGCCAACACCUUAAGAUUAGAAAGGAGAAAUUAGGAGAUAGGAUUGCGGCUCUUCAGCAAUUGGUGGCUCCUUUUGGCAAGACAGAUACAGCAUCCGUACUUCUAGAGGCAAUUGGAUACAUUAAAUUCCUUCAAAGCCAAGUGGAGACACUAAGUGUUCCAUAUAUGAAGUCAUCAAGGAACCAAAUCAGCAGAGGACUCAUAAUGAGGCAAGGGGUUUCAGCAAGAGAUAAUAUUAUGAACUCGGAGGCAAAGCAUGAAGACCUUAGAAGCCGAGGCCUCUGCCUUGUACCAAUGUCGUGCAUGGCAUACAUAGCCGGUGAUGAUGGUGGCGGUUGUGGAGCGUGGCAGCAACCGCCAAAUUUUGGCGGCCCAACCUAAUAGUAAGGAGAGGAUCGGAUCUUCUUACAUGCAUGCAAUUUGCAUGCACAUUCUAUACGUACGUCUCUAAUGUUAGUCACAUUAUGUUAGGAGAAACAACCUAAAAAGGAUAUAUAGGAAAUUAAUAUUAAUCUGAGGAUAUAUAUAUAAGUUUAAU